Cynoglossus semilaevis (tongue sole) is the source of this 6332-nucleotide messenger RNA. RefSeq names its product ankyrin repeat domain 50-like (gene ankrd50l). Gene Ontology annotation, molecular function: protein binding. The record is from RefSeq and is a predicted model, not a curated record. Bases 840 to 5036 code for a protein of 1398 amino acids. The transcript has 5 exons. NCBI's taxonomy places the organism in Eukaryota, Metazoa, Chordata, Actinopteri, Pleuronectiformes, Cynoglossidae.
CCCUUUUGUGAAUUGAACUUUUUUUAUUGGUAAAUGAUGUUUACUUUUUUAAAACACUUGUAUGACGUAUUGUACGUUACUGCAGAAGAAUGAGUGUGUGUUGGACCGGUGUUAACAUGUGUGUGUGAAAGCACAGUCCUGUAGAGGGUGUCCUUGUCAGACUCUUGUCUAUUUUUGUUUUCCCUCCCAGUGAAGAGGUAGAAAUGAGCAGCUCUCAGAGAGGAACCAAAUCAGAGAGAGGGAGAGAGGGAGGGAGACUUAAGUGACCAGAACAUCUGCGGAGGGAAUUGCAUUAAGUUGCAGUUUAAUGUGAUAAAGCAGGGAGGAUUAUGGGAAAGGAUACACGUGAUUGGAUCCGCUGAAAUGUUUGGAGUUGGUUUGUGUCGGAGAACAGCGAGUCGGAUGGAGAGAGUCAGGAGUUGGACAGAACCUGAGAGGACAAAAGAUUGUUGAGGUGUAAUUGGAAGACACAGGACGACUAAGGCAAGGGGGAAGGAACGACUUCAUUAUCAUCUGGAAAGUCAUGAUGGUGAUCGGCGGUAACCGUGGAUCCUUCUCGUCAGAUUUUGGUUUCAAGACUAAGGUCAAGAGCAGCAGAAAGAUCAAACCCGGUGAAAUAAAUGAUGCGAAGACCGACGGGAGGAUUUGACAGUUCUCAUGUUUUCCUCGUCUGCACUUUAAGACCUCCCCUGCUGGCAGCAACCUGUUACAAUCAUCUGCUGCAACACUCUCUGAAACCACAUGUUUGAUCAAACACCUAAGCAGCCUCGGCUUGACCAGUAGGACUAACACAGGAGAACUAUGGUACCUGAUCUUCUGAGAGGUGCACUGUUCCAAGGAUGUCAGAUCCCCAGGAGCAAAUGAGUAGCAGUGGUUUUGACGGCAGUUGCAGUUUACUCCAGGGCCGGCGUUUCUACUGCCGGGAAUGGGCCCUGGACAAGCUGCGGCACUGCCUGGACACCUGCUCUGUGCCAAGACACCCACCAGGGCUGCUGGUGAUGGGGGGACCUGGUGCUGGAAAGACUGCCUUCUGCACUGAGGUUGUGUGGCCCACCUCGAAAGCAGGUGUGGCAGCUGGGUUGGCACCCCGCUGCCUGGCGUCCCACUUCUGCCAGAGGGAAGACCAGAGGAGUACAGUCCUGUGGAGGUUUGUCCUUGGUCUGGUGGAGCAGCUGAAGGCAUCGCCUCUCCUCUCUCCCAGAUACAGAGAGUUCCUCAACAGCCCGUCUGCAUCGUCAGCACUGGAACCCUUCAACUGUCAGCGAGACCCCGAGGACACUUUCAAGAGGGCCGUGUUGGUGCCUCUCUUGGACCUUCCUCCUCCUGUCCAGACUCUGAUGGUGGUGGUCGACUCCCUGGAUAUCGGAUAUGUGGCCGGCACAGGCGAUGAGAAGAGCGGAUCCAUCGCAGAGCUCCUGGCCACCUAUCAACAACAGCUGCCUGGGUGGCUGCUGCUUGUUUGCUCCGUUCGCCGCCACAACAAACCCUUGUGCAAGAUGUUCUCAGGUUUCCGUAAAAUCUGCUUGGAUGAUCUGCGGAAGCCCCCACCCGUACACGAUGUGCAGCAGUACAUCCUCUGCCGUCUGGAUGAAGACACAGCACUGCGUCGCCAGCUCACCCCCGACACAGCUGACAUGCUGAAUUUACUGCACAUCAAAAGUGGUGGCUGUUUUCUCUUCCUUGAGCGAGUUCUGGAUGGUGUGGCAGUCGGAUUGGUUGGUCUGCGGGAGAUCCGGGACAUUCCUGGGACACUCAAUGGCCUCUACUUGUGGCUGUGCCAAAGACUUUUCCCCCGGGGGCUUUUCAUAUCUGUCAGGCCUCUCCUGAAUGUGCUUUUAGCGGCACCUAGACCCCUUACACCACAGCAGCUGUUCAGAGCAACCUGGACUCACAACACCACGCUCACUCCCCAAGACUUUGAGGACAAGCUUCAGUCUCUGUCUCCUCUCCUUGUCGAAGGCCCUGGGGAAACAAAACUACUUUUUCAUGCCAGCUUUUCUGAGUGGCUAACCGAUGUCAAAUAUUGCACACAGAAGUAUCUUUGUAGCAGAACAGAUGGACACAGCAUGCUCGCCAUGGCUUUGACUGUGCAGGGACAACAUCUGGACAUUGAGGACACAUGCCAGCUUGCCACGCAUUUAAUUUGCUCAGGACACCAUCAAGACAACUCAUCAUUAUUGGCAUUGUGGAUGCUGUGGACAGGUGUACCCAACAGCCACACCUCCAGUCAGCCUCCUGUUCUGGUCAGUCAGGACGUCCUUCAGCUGCUGGUGAAGACUGGGCUCAUCUCUGCAGCCUGUUUUCCAGAUUCACAUCCAAGUGUUGGAGUACAUUGCAUGGGUGUGGAGAGAUCCGCUUUACAGCAUGGACGUGAGAGGCAAGUGUCUGUGAAGAAACUUUUAGAAAGUGGAGUGUCCAUAAACCACAGACGCUCUACAAAUGGACAGACGUUGCUGGCCAGUGCAGCGCAGGAGAAUUCGCCAGAUAUGGUUCAACUUAUCCUCACGUACGGAGCUGAUCCACUUAUUGGUGAUCAUCAGGGUCAGACACCACUUUCGCUAACUUCCAGACAAGGUCAUGUCAAAGUGCUGUCAGUGCUCCUUGAAUGGGCCAAGGGCCAGGGGCAAAAAACUGCCACGCAGAUGAUGGAGCACGUCGACAAUGAAGGUUGGACAGCACUGCGCUCUGCAGCUUGGGGCGGACACAGCGAGGCUGUGCGCCUCCUUUUGGAUGCAGGAGCAGAUGUUGAUGGAUGCGACUGUGAGGGUCGGACUGCACUUAGAGCUGCUGCGUGGGCUGGUCAUGAGCAAAUAGUUUUAACCUUGCUGAAUUACGGGGCGGAGGUUAACAAAGCCGACAGCAAAGGCCGCACUCCCCUAAUAGCGGCUGCCUAUAUGGGACAUCAAGAGGCUGUGGAGAUAUUACUAGAUCACAGUGCAGAAGUGGACUUGGCUGAUGGAGAUGGACGGACCGCCCUGUCAGUUGCUGCACUCUGUGUCCCCACAGCAGCUGGGAUCUCAGGUUACGGGGAGGUAGUGAGUCUGUUACUAGAGCGUGGAGCUGAUCCAGGGCACAGAGACCAUGAUGGCAUGACACCACUGCUUCUUGCAUCCUAUGAGGGACAUGAUGACAUAGUUGAGCUUCUGCUUGAAGCUGGUGCUGAUGUUGAUGAGACUGCCGGCCCGGAUGGUACUGUCACCGCUGCAGCAGCUGUUACUCCCCUACUGGCGGCUGCAGCAAUGGGCCACAUUAAGACGGUGUCUAGGUUGCUGUUCUGGGGAGCAGCAGUGGAUGCUAUUGAUUGUGAGGGCAGAACAGCGCUGUGCCUGGCGGCAGCCAGGGGCAGUGUUGAGGCUGUUCGUGCGUUGCUGGAUCGAGGACUGGACGAAAACCACAAGGAUGACCUCGGCUGGACUCCAUUGCACGCCGCUGCCUGUGAAGGCCAUCGGGCUGUUUGCGCUGCCCUGACAGAGCGAGGCAGUAUGGCACGCGUUGGAGAGAUGGACAUCGAGGGACGAACUCCAUUAAUACUCGCUGCCCAGGAAGGUCAUUGGAGCACAGUUAAGCUUUUGUUGGACAGGCGUUCUCCUAUUGACCAUAGGGCCUAUGAUGGGCAUUCUGCCUUGAGUGCUGCACUCCUGGAGGGUCAUGUUGAGGUGGCAGAUCUUCUUAUGAGGCGAGGGGCUGACACUGAUGUGCGGGAUGCAGAGGGCAGGCCUUUGCUCUACCUCCUGGUCUUAGAGGGUCGUCUUGAGAUGGCCACUCUUCUGAUAGAAAAAGGAGGGGUACCGCUUGAAUCUAGAGACUCUGAAGGCCGUACUGCACUUCAUGUGGCUUCAUGGCAAGGGCUUGUAGAAAUGGUAGACUUACUUGUGAAGCAUGGGGCAAACCCAAAUGCACAAGAUGCAGAAGGAAGACCACCAGUGCAUUCAGUGGCCUGGACAGGACAUGCUGAUGUAGGACAUCAUCUCCUGGAAGCCAGUGGCAUCAACAUUGACCUUGCUUGUCACCAGGGAGCAACAGCUCUAAGCAUUGCUGCCCAAGAAGGACAUGACAGUAUUGUAAGAAUGCUUUUGGAAAGAGGUGCAAAUCCUAAUCACUUAGAUAAGUACGGCCGUAGUCCGGUCAAAGUGGCAGGAAAACAUGCACACUUUAACAUCGUCAGGUUUUUAGAGAGCUACGGUGCCAAGCCAUAUCAAGGCCCUGUGCCAAACUCUAUGACCAUCUCCCCUGAAAAAUCCAACAAGAUCCUCUUCUCAAGCAUCACAGCGAGUAAUGGAGGUGAAGCAACAACAGCUACCUCUUCCUCUUCAGUAUCAUCCCCUGAUUCCACAGCAGAAAGAUUCCGUUCGAUGGAGAGUUCCCAGACCUCGUCUACAUGCCACUCCCUGGCCACGGUGCAGACUGUACCUGCUGACAGCCUCAGCUUCAUCCAGCAGAUCCAGCAACACUCACUGCCCCGCAGCCGCAGCCGUCCCUCCACCCUUCCUCCACCGGGGAGCUCAGGGAUGGGCAGCCUCCAUGGGAGCGUCCAAAGGCAACCUAAAAGCAGCCCCCCUCCUUCUGUUUGCACAGUUAAAGCUGUUGUGCACAACUGCAAGAUGCCGACCAAAGGCUUGACAUCUGGACAGGAAUACCCCGACAAAAUGAACAAACAGAAUCCACACUUAAUAAAAACCGACAGGAUGACAUGCACUGGUGGAAAAUGGAACUCGGUCAUGGCGUCUCUUGGCAUUGUUCCAGGGCAGGACAGUCCUGCAGCAGGUGCUAAAAACAGGGGGAGUCCCCCACUGGGCUAUCCAUACAGGUUACAAAGUCCACUUCAAGAGGAAGCUUGGAGUCCUCUGACCCAGAAAAACAUUAUGUCACCUGCCUGUUACAAUUUUAACCCAGUCGUACCUUGCAGUGCCUUGCCAGAGGACGUAAUGGUCAGAAUGACGACCACAGACCCACAGCUCAAUCUGAAACAGGCCAUUAAACUGCAGUUCGAAGGUCCCACCAGUGCAGCCUUGUACAAGAGAGAGACCCCUCUGUGACCGGUGCCAGAGAAACCGCUAUCACUGAUGUAAAAAAAAAAAAAGAAAAGAAAAAGCCACUUGUCAAGCUGUGUUUUGAAACAUUGUUUGGUUUACAGAAUUAUUUACAUUUUUCUACUUUAAAUUAUUAUAUCUGAACUGGUUGCAGCCCUAAUAUGGGCGUUACAAAAAAAGAAAUAUUCUAAACAUAUAUAUGUAGUUUAAAACAGAAUUUGGAAUUGAAGAGACCAUUCUUUUUAAUUUGACAAACUUUAUUGUUUGAAAAUAAAUAAAAUGAACAAAGGUGAAAUCUCCCUUUAAACCAAUGUGACACUCAGUCUCAGCAGUGAACCUACAGUGAGGAAGUUUGUUACUUUUUAGUCUUAUUUCACCUCUUGACAAACAAAGUGUCAAUGCCAAAAAUACUUGAUGUCUUUUAGACAUUUCAUUGCUUUUUUUUUUUUAUAAAAAGCUUUUCAUUCACCUUCAGAUUUGGCCUAUAUAUAUGACUCACAGCACACUGAACAACUGAAUACACUGUUGGCAGCAAAGUUAGGUUUUAAACAUUUAGGGAAUUUGUAGAUAUUAUUGUUUUAUUUACAGCACAUUUUGUGUGUUUGUUUUUACGUUUACUGAGGUUGUCCCAGAGUUAAAAAAAAAAGGCUUGGAUGACAGAGGAAGUUUACUUUUUCUCCACCCUUUUAGAAGAGUCGAGGAGUGAAGACGGUGACAUCACUGCUUAUUUUGCCUGAAUUUCCUGUGACUGUUUGGUAUUUUGGCAGGGCUCCUGCAGCUGUUGGACUGAUGCAUUCUUUUCUUUCAAAAUGUAUUGUUUUAUUUCUCCAUUUUGGUUAUAAUUUUUUUUCACCUUUUUACGUAGCCACCAGCACCAGUUUGACUGUGUUGGGAUGUGAUUGAAAUUAUUUUUUACUGGUUUAAAAACAAACAACAACAAUCCCCUUCUGGAGCUUUAAAUACGUGGCCUUGAUCUUUACUAUAAACUUUUAUACUGACUGUAAAGUAACUCUAAUAGCCCAUAGGUCUGUUUCUAACAGACAGUGUUUGGCUGAAGAAGUCCUGACUCAGUGCAGGGUUUAUGAUCCCAGCCACAAAAGACAGAGGAGUUUACCAAACCCACUUGGCUUGAUCACAGCAUGUCUGUGGGCAAGCAAAAAAAGGAGAGAUUUUAAAUUGGACAAUAAAAGUGGGAGUGGAUGUGGACGUGCCAUGGUUCUGAUUCUAAAAGUUUUACUUUAUUGGCAUUAUCUAUUAUUUAAAAUAUGCUUUAAUUAAAAUGGCAACUUUGUCAUAAACUGA